CCACGGUGGUGAUGCAACGAAUUGAACGCACUUCUCAGUCGUAGCUCAGCCUGAUAACGUAUAACGUCCAACGACGCCGUGAAACUUUCACCGUUACAACAGUACUACACUGCACGAUGUGAUUUGUCUUUCAUUACGGACACUAUGCAUAACUAAACAUACUCAACAAAGCAGAAGAAAAAAGGAUAGACGGGUUGCUCCAUCAGAGCUUUUUGUGCAAAUCCGUUAGAGCCAGACAACAAAGGAAACAGAAAACGCGUAGUAAAAGAACCCGUGAUUUAGGACAUCCUUACGUAUUUGCCAUUAACAACUCGCCAAAAGAAGAUCUUCAGUUAUGGCCGUCAGUUCUACAUGGGACGGGAACAUCGAAUAUGUUAAAAAGAACAGCUACAGCGCGCCAUCGAUAAGGAAACAUACCUUGUGGUCUUACUACUUUGAAGGAAAUGUAGAAAAUCCAGAGAUAUGUAUAGAGUCAUUAAACUUACAAUGCCCUUAUGAAAAAGAAUGUUGCAGCAGGCUUCAUGCCAAGAAACGUUGGCACUGGCAAAUUCUUCAUAACAAUGAAUGGUACAACCUUUUAGAGAGUCAAUCUGACCGUCUGGAAAGGUCUUUCCAGUUUGUGGACAAAGAUGGAGUUGUCAUACCCGCAAUAAAUCCUUUGAAAACAGGAAAGCACGGUUCAGAACUGAUUAAUCUCCUUGGAACAUACAACUGGAAGGCCGAUUUCCAACAAAUGAAAAUAUCACAGGUUAAUGGGGUAGAUAUUUUUUAUUUACGAAGGCUCUCUACGCCUUCAGCUGGAAAAUCUAAAGACAAAUAUGCAAGUAAUUUUAAAUGGUUUAGGCAAGAAAAUGAAAGCUGGAUUGAGUUUGGCCAAUGUGUAGAUUUGUACUCGGACAGCACACAGUCGACUUUGACCGAAUCACCAACCACUUCUCAUGCAAUUGAGAAGCAGUAUCAAAAGAAUGAGAGUAGAUAUAUGACUGUUAAUGUCUUCCAUAACAAAGCAAAACUUAACUUUCUAAAAAUGGAGCUAACCUAUAAAAAAUCCAGGAAAGUCGUUCCAGUUAGGAGACGGCCCGUAAAUGAUGAUGUGGUUUAUCCAACAGUGUGGUUUUACCACCCUACGGGCCAUGUAGAGAUACCAGAAAUAUGCACCAACACUAUUGAAGACAAAUGUGCUAAGACAAACGGAUGUGGCAGGCUUCAUUCUAAUGCUGUAUGGCAGUGGCAGUUCAUGCAUGAAGGCAUUUGGUACAAUUUACCAAGAGUCCAGAAGGUAGCAUUUGAAAGGGCUUUUCUGGACGUGUGGGAAGAUACUGCAGAGAUGCCAGCAGUUAACCCCGAAGUAAUGGGUCUCACUGGUGAAGUAAUGGUUAAACUCUUAGGAACGAGUAAAUGGCUGGCAGAAUUUGACAGCAUGACAAUGACGGAACUAAACCGUCCAGGAACGACUCUCAAAAUACGAAGACUGUCGACCCCAUCUACAGUCAAGUCUGGAGAUGAUAAUGCUACAAAUUUUGUUUGGUUUUUUCAGAAAGAUUUUUCUUGGGUAGAGUUUGGGUGUGCUGAAGAAACAAAUGUAAUGUCUUCUUCAGUUUCGCCUUUAUCGUCAUCGUACGGCAUAGAAAAAUGCUAUGAAUCCCAGAAGUGGGAUACAAUGGAAGUUUCAGUACCAGAUGGUGUUUUUGAAUUGAAUUUUAACUCAAUGAAGCUGAAACACACAAGUACACAGGAGGAGAUCAAAGUCAGACGGCGGCCAGAGUGUGCACGAUCUGGUGUAAAUCAUUUCCGAACCAAGAACCAAGUCGAGCUCAGUGCUACAAGCAAAGAAUUCGGAGAUGUUCGACGUUAUCUUUUCCGAAGUCUCAAAUUCCCAGAAAUAGUGAGCAUCAAAAGGGUGCAAAAUCCACAACUCUGGGCAGCAUUCAAGAACAGGCAAGGUGAAGUAUCUUCUGACAGCAGCAGUGAUGAGACGCUAAACAUUCAUACCCUCUUCCAUUGGGUAGAGAAAAAUUUGGUCGACAAGAUCUGUAGCAGCCAAUUUGAAUGGAUACACCAAUGUCAAGAAGUAAAGUCACAAUGUGAGCAAAAUGUUGUUUUUUUCAGAAGUGCAGAGUUUCACCACACAUCAUGUCCCUCGCCAUCAGUAAGAGACCACAGGCUUCUUGUGUUUAAAGUUCUUGCGGGAAAUAUAAGGACGUCCACAGAUAAUUCCCAUACUUCCCACCUGGAGUGUAGCACCGAGGUCGAUAAUGAAUAUUUACCAGAAAGAUUUAUGAAGGAUGACAAGCGGGAUUACUGUUUAGAGUAUAUUGUAGAGUUGUAGCUGUACACGCUUGGACUAUGAAUUUUAAAGGGCCUUCGUUGAAAACGGUUAACCAUAACUAAUGUUUUCAAUACUACUGUAACCAUACAAUAAAUGGAUUAA
Molecule: messenger RNA, 2431 nt
Organism: Macrobrachium nipponense
Lineage: Eukaryota; Metazoa; Arthropoda; Malacostraca; Decapoda; Palaemonidae
Exons: 4
Coding region: 335-2329 (664 amino acids)
Cellular component (GO): nucleus
Molecular function (GO): NAD+ poly-ADP-ribosyltransferase activity; NAD+-protein mono-ADP-ribosyltransferase activity
Source: RefSeq, a predicted model, not a curated record